AAGGCGAAAAGCGUUCCCGUGAAGUAUAAAUAGAGUGUUUGUUGAGAGAGUUUGCAAUAAUCAUCUUGUGCAAUUCCAUUAGAGAGAGAGAGAGAGAGGGUGCGUGCGAUCGAAUUGGAAUAGGGGUUUAGCAUCGUUCUUAUGCAAGGAAGGUUCUCCGUUUGGAUUUUGAUCGAAACAAUAGGAUUAUGAUAUAUUUUGAGAAGUUGCGUUUCUCUCCCCAUCUCAGCCGCUUCAUUGCCGGCAUUUUGCUGUUAAUUUUUUGCAAUUCGUUUCAGUUAGUAUCCAAUUUCCCCAUUCCUAUACAGCCUUGAACAACCCUCUCCAAUUCGAUUCGAUUUCAUUUCAUUUGAUUCCAUAAUCGUUCCUUCAUUCCUAUUCGAUUCCCUCCCUCUCUCUCGCUUUCGAUUCCCUCGCCCAACAUGGACCCUAAUCACAUCUUCCCCGAGCGUUUCGUCGAUGGUAAAAUUGCCUCACUCAUUGAGGGCAAAAACAGACCACCCCCUUCCGUUAUUGUGAUUGGUGCAGGAAUAUCUGGAAUUGCUGCAGCUCGAAGACUCUAUGAUGCAUCUUUUAAGGUGACUGUACUGGAGUCACGAGAUAGGCUUGGGGGUCGAAUUAAUACUGACCACUCAUUUGGUUGUCCAGUUGACAUGGGAGCCUCAUGGUUACAUGGAGUCUGUAAUGAGAAUCCAUUGGCUCCAUUGAUCCGUGGCCUGGGGCUUUCAUUAUAUCGUACCAGUGGUGACAACUCUGUCUUGUAUGACCAUGAUUUGGAAAGUUAUAUGCUAUUUAACAUUGAUGGUAAUCAAGUUCCACAACAAUUGGUCGUUGAAGUAGGAGACACCUUUAAGAAAAUUCUGGAAGAGACAGGGAAAGUGAGGGAGGAAUGUCCGGAUGACAUCUCAGUUUCCGAAGCUAUUUCAGUUGUGCUAGAUAAGCAUCCAAAACUAAGGCAAAAAGGACUUGCCCAUGAAGUGCUGCAAUGGUUUAUAUGUAGAAUGGAAGCUUGGUUUGCUGCUGAUGCAGAUAUGAUUUCACUAAAAACCUGGGAUCAGGAACAUGUGCUCUCUGGUGGUCAUGGACUCAUGGUGCAAGGAUAUGAUCCUGUUAUAAAAGCUCUUGCAAAAGAUAUUGACAUACGGUUGAAUCACAGGGUGAAAAAGAUAUCCAGUGGUUACAACAAGGUAAUGGUCACGGUGGAGGAUGGCAGGGACUUUGUUGCUGAUGCUGCUAUCAUAACUGUUCCUAUUGGAAUCCUAAAAGCCAAUUUAAUUCAAUUUGAACCAAAACUUCCUGAUUGGAAGGUUUCUGCAAUAUCAGAUCUUGGUGUGGGUAAUGAAAAUAAGGUUGCCCUAAGAUUUGACAAAGUAUUUUGGCCUAACGUAGAACUCUUGGGCAUGGUUGCUCCGACUUCUUAUGCCUGUGGUUAUUUUCUUAAUCUACACAAAGCAACAGGCCAUCCUGUUCUUGUCUAUAUGGUAGCUGGAAGGUUUGCUUAUGACAUCGAGAAGCUAUCUGACGAGGCAGCCGCAAAAUUUGUAAUGAAACAGCUCAGGAAGAUGUUUCCAAAUGCUUCUGAGCCAGUUCAGUAUCUUGUGUCUCGAUGGGGAACAGAUCCAAACUCUCUCGGUUGUUACUCAUAUGAUUUAGUUGGAAAACCAAAUGACGUGUACGACAAGCUUCGUGCACCAGUGGGCAAUCUAUUCUUUGGAGGGGAAGCUGUAAGCUUGGACAACCAGGGAUCUGUGCAUGGAGCCUACUCUGCUGGGCUUAUGGCUGCUGAUAAUGUUCAGACAUAUCUUUCAGAGAAUCAAGGCCACGCUGAAAAGCAGCCUCUAGUUUCUGUUAGGCAUGAAAUGCUUGCGACUCUUAUACCUCUUCAGAUCUCCAGAAUGUGAUUUCAGACAAUGAAUCUGCAUAACGCAAUGGCCAAAUUAGCCAUUCGAUAUAACGAAUUGUAUCUGUUCUUUAAGUAACCAAACCCCAUUUCCUCUUAUUAUCCUCACUGGAGUUGAACAGUUUUUUUUUUUGUUUUUUAGCUUGGCUUAUUAAGAUGUAUGUAGCUAUGUUAUCGUGGUUGAUCCCCACAAUGUGGGUGUGUACUACUUGUAGGUAGCUUCUCAACGUUUUCCUUAAUCAACAUCUUGGCAGACAAUGUGCUUUCUUUCCUUAAGCUAGUUUGUUUGUUAGUCC
Molecule: messenger RNA, 2196 nt
Organism: Cajanus cajan (pigeon pea)
Lineage: Eukaryota; Viridiplantae; Streptophyta; Magnoliopsida; Fabales; Fabaceae
Gene: PAO4
Product: polyamine oxidase 4
Biological process (GO): polyamine catabolic process
Cellular component (GO): peroxisome
Molecular function (GO): polyamine oxidase activity
Source: RefSeq, a predicted model, not a curated record